This is a messenger RNA of Amyelois transitella, 3291 nucleotides long. RefSeq lists its product as uncharacterized. The coding region runs from base 510 to 3122 and encodes 870 amino acids. Gene Ontology annotation, cellular component: extracellular region. The record is from RefSeq and is a predicted model, not a curated record. Lineage: Eukaryota; Metazoa; Arthropoda; Insecta; Lepidoptera; Pyralidae. The transcript is spliced from 7 exons. Gene Ontology annotation, molecular function: chitin binding.
AAUCGAUACCUAGUUAAUUUGACACCUAUAGAUAAAUGAGAAGAAUGUGAAUUCCCAUACAAUUGAAAUCGACUCCUGCGCACGACUACGCGAGAGAGCCCAAAUGACGUGUCUGCAUGCGAAAUCAAAUUAAAAAGCAGCUGAUUUUAAUCGCACCACCGUCACAGCUUGCGGUUUGUAAUUAAUUUACUUUCAAAUUGUCCGGUUAAUACACAGUUGGUUUGCUCGCUGGCAUGCACACUUCACUAGGUAGUCAUCGGCAGUUAUCGUUCAACUUUCGAGCCGGCCUGGCCGAUGCAAGUGGGAAAGCGGCUGUCAAAAUUUUACCGCGAAUCUUCACGCGCGGUGUUCGAAAAUUAAACUUGACAUUAAAUUUUUUUUUAAGUAUUAAUAUUUAAUUUUUAUGUGACACACAGGUGUUCUGAUAAAGUGAUUUUAGUUUUUUUUUUCUGACCAGAAUAGUAAUGCAGUGAAAUUGUGUUUUGUGAAAGUAUCGAAGGAUUUUAGCAAUGGAGCCUACGAGGUUUUUUUACGCCGGAUGCUUGCUAUUGCUGGCUGUUUUAAUAGAAAUCGUACAACCGACUUGCGUUCUGGAAUCGGACUUCGGCUUCAAAAUCAACUGCGCCUUCAAAAAAUCUGGACUGUUCCGUGUACGUAAUCUGGGAGGCUUGAAGGCACACGCUAGUAUUGGCUUCAGUCUCGGCGACGAGUUGGGCUUCGAGCAAUCCCUGACGAACCAGGACCCCAGCCGGAGGAGAUCUGUGAGCGUCAGGAACGGGGCUCCAACCAACGUCAUCGGUGACGCCACCCCGCGCUCAGUCGGCAAGCAAGAGAAACGAGGUAAACAAAACAGAAUAAUGAUGAGACCGAUGGCGCCAGUCAGUCGUCCGAAUCAGGCUGCAAUGGAUAAACUAUCAACCUUGCAUCGUAGAGUCUCCAGCACGAUGCAGCCAAUCGUUGUACCCUCAGUCGAAACACCAAAAACAAUAUCCCGAAUAAGCAACUCCGGAAACCAGGGUAUAACACUAGCGAAGCCUGUUCCUAUGGGAGUCCCACCGUUCAAACCGCUACCUCCCAAAGAAGACACUCUUAAAGUAGUUCCCAUCGCGGCCACCAAGAAAAUCUACACACCAAUGCAGAUCCCGCAGUCGAAAGGACCAGGACUGGCGUACCAAAGUGAGAAUUACCCACAAAGCCCAAACUCACACAAUCAAGUAUCAAAAAUGGUUUCGCAAAUGACCGCAGUACAAUUCUCGCCACAGUUACUCAGAAUCACACCAACGCCGAUAAUCAUUAACACUCCAAAACUCUAUUCCAUGCCGACAACUGUUAACCCAUUCAUUCCGAUGCCUAUAUCACCUCCACCUACACAAGCCAUAUCAAUAAUACCUGCACCAAUAUUGAAAGAUUCCAUUCAAACACAUCCAUCUGCCUAUUCACAACACUUUAUCCAAAAUCCUAUUUCUAAUUUUAUAGACCCGGUCCCUAAGCAAGUCCACGACAUCGCUAACGCGUAUAACACGAAGAAGAUUGACGACUACAAUACUAUCACUGGUUACGGUGAUGAUACUACUCUAAAAUUCAAUAAAGAAGAUAUCAAUGCGAAGAUAGCUGAAAUAGCCAAAGCUGGGAAUAUAUCUAUGGAAGCGGUAGAAGCGGCGAUAGCGUUGAGGCAACAACAGCUACUGAACAAGUACACAAAUUUCGAAGUGCCAACGUCGACGACUACGACGACUACUACAACGACAACAGAGAAACCAAUCGUGUUCCAGACGCAACCUGAGCCCGAAAUAAUUGUGUCUUCUGUUGUACAGAAACCAAAGAGACAUCCAACCACGGGUAAAGUCAUGAACGCCCCCCGGGAAUAUUACCCAGUGGGUUACGAGAAGAACUUCGACGACCACUUCCAGUCCAAAGUGGACCUGCCAGAGACCAAUUUCCAUUGCGGAGACCAAAAAUACUUCCCUGGACUGUACGGGGAUGAGAGCCUUGGAUGCAUGGUAUUCCACGUCUGCGCCCUGACCGAUGAUGGCUUGGUGAUGAAAUCCUUCUUGUGCCCAGAAUCGACCCUCUUCGACCAAACUAUCCUCAAAUGCAACUGGUGGUUCUACGUAGACUGCAAAAAUACUCGCAGAUUGUACGAUACUAACAUUCCUGUCUCUAAAAGCUACCAGCUGAUGAAGGCUCUGACUUUCUUCUCUUCAUACAAGAAGGAGAUGCAAGAAGAUGGUCGUCCAACAAAUCCUGAAGAGGUAGAAGGUAUAAAAGAAGCUAUAUCCAUCCUUGAAAAUCAUGAUUCGAGGCCAGUUCAAGACAAUGGUUCUAAUAGCAUCCAAAUCGUUACUCCCCAACCAAUAAUCGUCGACGAGCGAAGUAAUACUAAGACUGAACCUUCUGCGCCAUCGCCAGUUUAUCGUUCUACAAGAAAUUUCAAUGUUUCCACCAACUCUAAUAACGUAAACAGAAGUCCAUCGAAAUCAAGUAACGAAGAACAAAACAAUUCUGAUUAUAAAUUUAUAACAGUCAACGCAGGCAUAAACUUCAAUAAUACAAGUGAAAAUACUUCAACGGAAAAGAAAUCUUCAAGGUACAGUUCGGCAGAGAAUACUUCAAGGUCUUCUUCUGCAGAACGAAAACACAGAAGACGUAUGACACUAAAGAAUAGCACUGGACCUACCACCACUACUACUACUACAGUGAAACCUGUCGAAUCUACAACAUCUUCAGUAGAGAUUAUCAAACAGGAAAUCCAACCAAUAGAAAAGUUUACUAUAACAGACGUUAAACAAGAAAAGUUAACAGAUCAACUUGAACCAAAUCACAAAUACGAUUCAUUUUUAGUCGAAUCACACAAUUUGCCACCAGUAAAGAGGUUUUACAGAUCGAGCGCUGAAAGCAUUAAAGAAGAAAAAGAGAUGACUAUUAUAAAUAAUGAAAAAGUACAGAUUAUAAGGCCUACUUCUAUGGCUAGAUUAGUAGGAGAGUUUCAGACUCCUACAGCCACGAUAGCCAAAUUAGAUGAAGCAGUGUUGGGCAAGCCUAGAAGUAAGAAGUCUACAAUAUCUAUUGUUACUCCAGAAAUACACAGAGAUCGACAAAAUCCGACUAGAGACCAAACAUAGUUAACAAAUUUCUUAGUCAAUAACUAAAUUUAAGUGUCAUAAAACCUCUUGUUAAUUUAUUUAUUCUAUCUAGUGUGUCAGCCUCGUUUAGAUGCAGGCUCGCGUACUUGCUCAAUGUGUUAUAAGUAGUCUAGUGGAAUCAGUCAAGUGAUAUUACGGUGUAUGUUUA